AUGGCGGAGAGAGAAAGUCUCGAGCUUACUCCUCGUGAGAAGCUUCGGCUCAUGAAGAGCCCGCUUAUCGAGGAUGCUUCCGAGCGGCGAGGAUCAGAGCAACCGAAUCUCAGCGAAUUUGGGGAUCGCUUCAGCGACCCGACCAUACAGUUUCAGAGGCAUGAAGAGGCUGGUAUGCUGGAGGUAUUCACAGACUUGUUUUUCGCCGCAAACUACGUCGUCUUUUCGAAGGAGCUGGCAGUCACCAGUAUCGACCGACUCGGGUCUUAUGCUGGAUACUUUUGUAUGCUGUGGAUAAGCUGGCUUGUCGUUGGGCUUUACGACGUUAGAUUUGUGACAGACAGCAUAUUUGAACGACUGGUCCGAGCUGUUCACCUUGGAGUCUUUGUGGGAUUCGCAGUGGUCGCCCCGAAAUUCAACCCAAACGACCAGGAUUUGUCUUCUAUGAGGGCAAUGUCUCUCAUUCUGAUGGCCUCUCGACUGGCUUUGGCGAUCGAGUAUGCCAGUAUCCUAUGGCACCUGAGAAAAUUUAAGCGCACCCACCUCCCAUUCUACAUCCAGAUUGCGAUCCAUUUCAUCGCAUCAAUGAUCUAUCUCGGUAUUACAUUCCGCUUCAGCGAAGAUAAACAGAGCCGCGUGUUCAUCACGUGGUACGUUGUUGGUUCUUUGGAGGUUGUCUUAACCCUUGGGCUAUCGCUUGGGUUCUCUGUUCUCAGUCUUGUCAAGACUCACUUGAUGAAUCGUAUGAGCCUUUUGACGAUUGUGAUUCUCGGCGAAAGUAUCGUUGCUCUGGCUGAAAAAGUCGUCAUCAUUGUUGAAGGUCCUGAUGCGUGGGAUGCUGCUACUAUUGGAAUCCUGACUGCUGGCGUGGCAACAACUUACAUGCUGUUUUUGAUCUAUUACGACUGGAUGAAAACCGCAUACCUCCCUCCGUUGCGCCAAAUUAUAUGGACACUGCUUCAUUUUCCAUUCCAUCUCGCACUGGUUCUCUUCAUGCAGGGAUUCACCCAGUUCAUUCAGUGGUCCAAAGUAAUAGACGUCAUUAACCAUCUAUCAGUCAACUGGAUAGUCGAAGAUCCUCGCGCACUUGAAGAUACUACCAGCGUUGAAGUGCAGAAGAAUAUUACGGAAGAGCUCAACGAGUUCUUCGAGUUGUACCAUCCCGAGUACUCCGAUACAAACGAUCUCAUCAGCGAUGCACUGGCCAACAUCACAGACAUUCCUAAUUCCUUUUGGUCUAAGCUGUCAAAAGCCGAGGUUGAACCCGACUUCUUUCUGCCAAACGACACAACUACAGAUCUGUUUCAGAAUAUCAUGGAUUCCCUUCAGACCGCAAUGUACAACAGCAUCUUUUCGACUUUUGAAAUUGACCUGGAAGGAGAGAUUAGCAAAGAAAACGAAGAACAAGGCAUCGAAGACACCUCAACAAAUGCCCAGUUUGCAUCACAGGUCACCGACGAGACCUUGGAGCGUUAUUUCCUAGUGUUCACUUAUGGCUAUGUCGCCGCUGGUCUCUGCCUAGCACUCAUGACUCUUCUGGCAGUCGUUGCCAGAGUCACUCCCUGGAAACCCUGGCCGGUCAUCCGCACAAUCAUCAUCUUCCUCUUGGCUCUAGGCAUGGGCCUCGUUGCGUUGCUCAGAACCAACGACGACAAAUUGAAUGCCUAUCUCGACACCCCUUGGCUGUUGCCCACGCUCUGUAUCGCUUGGGGCGUUGUUCUCAUUCUCACGCAUGUCCCCCACGACGCCCCGAUUUUCUUCAAACGACACGGCCCCAUUCCGAUGCGCCGCAGAUCUCGUGAGGAUAAAACGAGCAGCGAGUCCGAACACGCUCAACCCAUGGUCAGCAACAUGCAAGGGCCAACCUCUUACAGUGGAGCGUCAGGCAUGCCUUAUGAAUAUCGGCCUGCACCACAGCCUCCUCACAACAACGAUUACGUUUAA
Trichoderma gamsii is the source of this 1944-nucleotide messenger RNA. RefSeq lists its product as hypothetical. NCBI's taxonomy places the organism in Eukaryota, Fungi, Ascomycota, Sordariomycetes, Hypocreales, Hypocreaceae. The transcript is spliced from 7 exons. The record is from RefSeq and is a predicted model, not a curated record. The coding region runs from base 1 to 1944 and encodes 647 amino acids.